Messenger RNA from Diabrotica balteata, 294 nucleotides. NCBI's taxonomy places the organism in Eukaryota, Metazoa, Arthropoda, Insecta, Coleoptera, Chrysomelidae. The record is from the annotation of a GenBank genome assembly.
AUGUAUGAAGCUAAUAGCAACAGUUUUGUUUUAGAAACUGCCGGACUAUGUGAUGUUCAACCUGUAGAAAUGCUUCAAGAUCAAGCUCAAUGCAUCCUUGGAGAUUACGUCAGAACCAGAUAUCCCAGGCAACCAACACGAUUUGGUCGACUGCUACUCCUAGUCCCGAGUUUAAGAGCGAUUCGGUCAAUCACUGUAGAAUUACUUUUCUUUAAAGAAACAAUAGGAGAGAUUCCUAUUACGCAGUUACUAGGAGACAUGUAUUAUAUGGAAAAGUGUGCUUCCUCCCCCUAA